AUGAUGGGAGACAGCGGUGGUUUCUUCAAGGGAACCAGCCUUGAACAAGACAGUCGAUUCUCUGACAAGGAGAAAAAAUUGCUUAAAAGUAUGAAUUUUCCUGCCGAGUUUAACAAAAAGGUUGACCUCGAAAAAGUCAACAUGACAGUAAUCAAACCAUGGAUUGCCAACAAAGUAGUAGAAUUACUGGGCGGGGAAGAUGAAGUGGUCAUAAAUUAUGUGUUUGGAUUAUUGGAGGAGCCGGACCUAGACCCACGAAUGAUGCAAAUAAAUCUAACAGGAUUUUUGGAAAAGAAUGCACCAAUAUUUGUUGCGGAACUGUGGAAGUUGCUGCUGUCCGCGCAAGAAGGUGUUGGUGGUAUCCCUACCGUGUUUUUAGAACAGAAAAUGGAGGAAAUACGUAAAAAGAGGGAACAAGAUGAACUGAUAAUGACCGAAAUAAGGAAAAGAAGGGAUAAAGAAGACGAAGAGCGGACGAAACUUCGUGAUGUUAGAGAAAGAGAACGGAGAAUUCGACAUCGGAGAAGUCGUAGCAACAAUGAUAACCAUGAUAAUACUAAUGACUCGCGAAGAAGUCCUCGUAGUAACAAAAGUGAAGAUGACGAACGAGAGCGAGAACAUGAUGAUAAUCAUCGACACAGCAGCACCAGUGGCAGACGUCGUUCUCUUAAGAGGAGUCAAAGUAAUGAACGCAAAAGUUCAGCAGUUGUUCGGUCAUCACCUCCACCUUCUUCAUUACCGCCGUCUCGUGAACGGGAUCGGGACCGUGAUGAUAAAAGUAAUAGGGAAACAACGUCAUCAUCACGACAACGACAUAAAAGUAGAUAUUCAAGAAGUCGUAGUCGAAGUCGUGAUCAAAGACGACCCGAGGAACGACGUCAUUAUGAAUCUCGACAGCGUCGUAGUAAUAAGAGUCGUAGUAGAAGUAGAGAUCGUGGCGGCGGAGACGCCGAUCGAGAUGAAUCAUCAUCAUUACAUAAAAGUCGAAGGCACUCUUCAAAGAGUGAAUACAACAAUACUACUACAUCUUCUAAUAAUGUGAAACUUAAUCUACUGUUGUCACCUAAUUCUCGUUCUUCACCCGAAAAUGAAAGAAAUAAUGAUCAUCAAGAGAAUCAAAAUGAUAAUGAAUCAUCUCUUAAAAGAAAGAGAGCUUCCAAUAUUCAAGUCUAA
Molecule: messenger RNA, 1173 nt
Organism: Ambispora gerdemannii
Lineage: Eukaryota; Fungi; Glomeromycota; Glomeromycetes; Archaeosporales; Ambisporaceae
Source: the annotation of a GenBank genome assembly